Molecule: messenger RNA, 1612 nt
Organism: Hippocampus comes (tiger tail seahorse)
Lineage: Eukaryota; Metazoa; Chordata; Actinopteri; Syngnathiformes; Syngnathidae
Gene: spata17
Product: spermatogenesis associated 17
Exons: 9
Coding region: 105-995 (296 amino acids)
Molecular function (GO): protein binding
Source: RefSeq, a predicted model, not a curated record
AAAUUAAACAUUUUUUCUUCAUAACACCGGAAGUAAACUGCGGCCUCGGGUUUAUUUUGACAGCUGUGUUUCCAGGGCAACCGUAAACGGACGCCCAAGGAGACAUGGCGGAACUCCUGCAGAUUCAAUGCGUGCUCGAAGAGUUCCGAAAGCUACAGUUCUACAAAUCAAGGUUAGAAGAGGCAACUAGACAGCAGGAAUACAGAGCUGCUCUCCGCAUUCAGAGCUGGUUCCGAGGAUACAGGGUGCGCUUUUACAUCAGGCAUCUGCACGAGAAGGCGGUCAUUAUACAGAAGAUAUGGCGAGGCUUCAGAGCAAGGGCACGUUGCAGACAAAUGGUGAUGGAAGCAUAUUUUGUCAUGAAGAUGAAUUUCUACAACGAGAUGGCGAUCAGGAUCCAGCGAAGGUGGCGAGGAUUCUACGUGCGAAAGUACAUCCAUAGCUUCUAUUCACGCAAGAGCUAUCUGGAAAGAAUAUCCAGAACAAAUGAAUUAGUAAGGGGAGAGAUGGAUCAACUUGAAGAGCUCCAGAAGAAAGAGAGAGUCUGUCUGAAAAAAGUGAAGGAACAGAAAGCCAAACUCUAUCAAGCUUACAGGUGGCACCACCUACUCAGCACCAAACGGUGCCCAGGGGUCUUCAACUCUCCAUUCAGGCUGGCCCCCCAUGAGAUGGAGUUACUACUGAGGCAGGUCAAGUACCAGGCCCCCACCAAGCUUGUCCCGAGGGACUGCACUCCUCUGACACCUGCAGCUCCUACACUCCCCAGUUUUCAUGAGACUGUUGAAUCCCCGAGGAGCAAAACAAGAGCUGGCUGUUCCCCCAGGCCCAUACCUUCCCGCACACCUAGCACAAAACAGCAGGUCCGGAUCAGAGACCCUGGGGAGAUGUGGGAGCCAAGUGUACAUUUUCCUGAGCUUUUCGCGGGUCUGCACAGCUCGUGCGCACACUUGGACGAGGCUCAGAAUGAUUUGCGAGCCUACAGUGGCACAAGGUGAGCUGGAGCUUAUCCCAGCUGAUUUGGGGCCGGGUACACUUUGGGCUGCUCGCCAGGCCGAGACCCGACACGUAUAGACAAACAAUCACUCACAUUCACAAAUACGGACAAAUUGAGUUUUCAGUUAAGCUAACAUACAUGUUUUGGAAUAUGGGAGGAAGCCAGAGUACCAAAACAGACCACACGCAAGUAUUGGGAGAACAUGAGCAUUCUAUUCAGGGCAGCAUGAGGUGAGGUUUAAAUCUUUGGCAUAAGAUAGACUGCAUUGUCUAAUUAGAGCCAAUAAAAGCUGUGUCGAAAUGAUCUAAUCAUACAACAAUAAUACAAGGCAUCCACAGAUCCUUAACAAAAAGUCUUAAAUUUAAUUUUCCAAAAUCAAGGCCUUUAUUUGCCUGACAGUUGACAAUUCUUAUAUGUGCCAUUCAACAGGUCUGAAAAAUGCCACAGGCAUGAACAACAGUUGCUUUAUUUUCUCAGGAAACAUUUUGUAAAGAAUGCAAAAUUAGUUUGUCUGUCAUCCAGUUUUCCAUAAAUUGUAUGUAAAUUCCUCAAAUAUUGUGUAAUUAAUUUUGAUCCAACAGCCAGUUUAACAUAGCCUUCAAAAGAGUUUGAAAAUAC